AUGACCGUCAAACAGUACAAGGCGUGCCUCUUUGAUAUGGAUGGUCUCCUUAUAAACUCUGAGGAUAUUUAUACAAAGUCUUUUUCUAAAGUCUUGAUCGAAAAUUUUGGUAAGGAGCAGGGUCUUACGUGGGAUGUUAAAGUGAAGCUUCAAGGACUACAAGGUCCAGAUGCUUGCCAGGUAGUGCUCGACAGUUACCAAUUGAACGAUGUCACCACAAACAUGGAAUUUCUUAGACUCACCUCUGAAGAGCAGGAGAAACUAUGGCAUACAGUGCAGUUUCUACCGGGGGCUUCGGAGCUUAUUCAAUAUCUUCACUCAAGAAAUAUUCCCAUGGCACUCUGCACUUCUUCGUCAUACGACAAGUUUCUUGCAAAGACAUCCCAUUUGCAGGAGUUUAAGUUGUUUGGCGAUAAGGUGGUGACGGGAGACGAUCCAGAAGUGACUGGUAAGGGUAAACCUUUACCGUAUGUUUGGUGGACGGGAUUAAGUAAGAUUAAUAAGGGACGUAGCGAGGAAAACGCGAUCAAGGCAGAAGAAUGCCUUGUCUUUGAAGACGCUGUCUUGGGAUUCAUCAGCGGUAAACGGUCAAAUGGCUACGUUAUUUGGGUGCCAGAUGUCCGCGCAGUAGAGGUGAUGGAGCAGGAUCAGAUUGAUGAAUUGGUGGGUCCUGAUAACAAGCACGGUACUCUUCUCAAGUCGCUGGAAGAAUUCCAACCGGCAUCAUAUGGACUCUAG
Molecule: messenger RNA, 738 nt
Organism: Brettanomyces nanus
Lineage: Eukaryota; Fungi; Ascomycota; Pichiomycetes; Pichiales; Pichiaceae
Exons: 1
Coding region: 1-738 (245 amino acids)
Molecular function (GO): phosphatase activity
Source: RefSeq, a predicted model, not a curated record